Messenger RNA from Gigantopelta aegis, 2764 nucleotides. RefSeq lists its product as uncharacterized. The record is from RefSeq and is a predicted model, not a curated record. The transcript is spliced from 2 exons. Lineage: Eukaryota; Metazoa; Mollusca; Gastropoda; Neomphalida; Peltospiridae. Bases 274 to 1809 code for a protein of 511 amino acids.
AGACUUCAAAAGGAAUUUGAUAACAUGGCCAUGGUUCGUUAAUGGGACACUAUUUCGACAUGGAUUACUUUACGAGAGGCAAAAGCAAAUUGGAAAUAUAUUAACUGUGUUAUGAAAUUAAUUCAGAUGAACAUGAUGUGCCAUCACACUUUACCUCCAGUAUGAGUCUGUCUCGCACCCGAAUCAGAAGAGGACAGUAGGACAGCACAAGAGCGGAGUUAGUCGGUUAAUGGCUGGGAUGUUUGUCGCCUUCAGACAGAGCUUCUCGUCAAGAUGUUUGUGUCGACAGCCCGAGUCCGGCUGGUUGGCAUGCCCAACCGAGACAAGAAGAAGAAGGAACUCUCCAAGAGGAAACGCGCCCUUAGGAAGAAUCUGAAGCUCCGCGAUCUACUGCGCAUGCCCUGUCUCCUGCCGACGUGUGCUUCCUGUCUGCUUGGCUUCUUGGUCCUAAUGGGUGGCACGGCCAUGUCGGUCGUGGCGUAUCACCCGGCGUUUGAUAAUCCUUACGCGUCCCGGUAUAACGAAACACAAAACAUAACCACACCUCAGGGCCUGAGAGCCUGGUACCUACAGUAUGCUCUGCAUCGUCCCACGGCGAUGAAGAUCCUGUCUUACAUCGGACCAAUCUUCAUGGGCUUUGGUCUCUUUACAAUGAUAGUCGCUGGUGUCCUUUACUGCGAAUUUGUUGACAAGUAUGUAACUAUAUCUACCGACAAACAACGAAGUCUUAAGAGGAAGGUGCUUUAUCAGAUGAUCAUCGAACAAUUGAGGAGAAAUUAUUUCCGUGGCCUUGAGAUUCCUACAAGACGUCCAACUAUUCCGAACAUUGCACCAAAAGUUGUGCAAGCGCCUUUAUCCAGAUGCUUGAGCAUCAGCAGCCCCGUGCUGUGUCCACUUCCAGACAUAGAUCCCGGUAAGCGUCCCACAGACAGUCCAGAGACUGCGCAAUCCCCGACCAAACAUAAAUCGAGGCUGAAGGUCCUGCAGAGGGAACACUGGAUAAAGACGACUUCUUUACCGAACAUAAAACCUGACGUUGGUGUCGGUGACAGGUUAGAGGUUCUGUGCAGUUCUACUGAGAAAUACCUCAUGACGAAGCGGCUCUCUAAGAGUUGCGGCAACGUCGUGGACAUGUGUUCCAUCACCGGGAGCUACUCGUCCAGAGUGACGUCUUCUGGGUUCGACAACCUCGCCUACACACCCGACCAAGAAGCCUACACACCCGACCAAGAAGCCGGGCAGUUGGCGGCAUCAGGUGACGUGGUGUCACAGUCAUCGCUGCAUUCUAGAAUGACGUCACGUGAACCAAGCAGCGAAAAUCUCUGCACUCAAGGAACAAACAGAGACGAGUCUGAGAUUAAUAAGACCUCAAAUACGGAUGUACUGGUGGAUGUGGAUACGGAUGAGGAGGAUGAUAACUGUUCCAACAGCAACAACCAGUUGUUUUUCACCGAUGAAUGUGACGCGCCGUUACCCAAAGGGAAGCACGCUACUGUGAUCGUCCACCAGGCAUACGUGCACCAGUCGGCCGAAGCGUGUGAUUUAAAUAAUAUGCAAAUUACCAAUGAGAAACUCUUGUACGACUGUCCCGAAGUUCGGGACUCGAAUGACGCCAACAAGCGUGAUAUUUCCACCGUGAUCGACGAAAAAGAUUUAAGUGAGUCUGGGGACGAUGUGUCACAGCCGUUAAUGUUGAAUCAUGUGACGAUUUGUUUUGACGACACUUCGAGUAUCUCGUCUGAGAGUGCCUCACAGUCAGACGAUGAUGACGGAGAUAGUGUUGAUUUGUGCAAGUCGAAAUUAUUGUGAUUGUGUGUGGUCAUCCACAGAAUAUAUACUUGACGUGGAUUAAUCCUGAUCAUCAAAACAACAAUCAUGACGCCUAGUCAAUUAACUAAACAACAUCAGAUCAUUACACGUGUGUGUAUGGUUCUAACAACAUCAUCGAUGUUGUUCCGUAGCCCCAUACCACUGUUCUUUAUUUAAAUGCCCAAACUGUAACGCAUCUUUUAAUUUUAAUGACAAGAGUUUUACGAAUUGAUCUUUGCGCUAAGACCACCUUAAGUGCAUAACUACCGUAUGCGCUUAAGGUGAUUUUAGCGCCAAGAUCGCUUCAUUAGACUGGAUCAAGGUCACAAACACGUUAAUCUCACAACUUUGCACAUGUAUGAUUCCAAGGGGCGUUUUGACAAUCAUGAUGGUAUGCACCCAUAAUUCACUCUCAGGUGUUUCGUAUUUCUCCUACACAACGAUACAUCCUUCUACGGUAUUUGCUACUGUUAAGACUGGCUUCACAAAUGUGACCGAUGCUUUAUUACCGUCGUUUUGUCCUUAUGUCACAAGAGCUAAUAUUUAACGUUUGAGUCUUGGGUCUAGAAUCUAAAUUUUAUAGACAUUUCUCGGUGCUCUUUUUUACCACUAUAAAUACGUUCCUCACUGCUAUAGGAUCAGUUCUCUACAAGUUAAAACACAUGGGCGUGUUUUAAAGUGAAACAUUUUGGAAUCUCGUCUAAUUUGCUCGUGGGAAUCUCCUGGGUUUUGGGUUUAAUAUUCAUGCCUUUACUCCAGCAUGGAUGUCAGCAAGUUGAAAGUUCUUACAAAUUGUAUAGGAAACUUGAAUUCAUGUAACAUAUAAUAAUAUUAUGGUAUUAAAUAUUUUAAUACAAAUGUAAUUUAAUGUGACUUGUUUCUUCAAAUGGCAGCAUGUAUAUAAAUUACACUUCUUAGUGCAUUAAUGACACACAAUAAACUUGUUGGUUUUGUA